Messenger RNA from Phaedon cochleariae (mustard beetle), 2941 nucleotides. Lineage: Eukaryota; Metazoa; Arthropoda; Insecta; Coleoptera; Chrysomelidae. The record is from the annotation of a GenBank genome assembly.
GUCAAAUGAAGUCAAACGCCUAAAGUGACUGGUGAAAUUGUUGACAAAAUUUUCAGAAGUCGGUAAUGUUUUGGAUGUUCAAUAGUGAUUUUCAAGUGCUAAUACCUCAAUAACACUAUCAAGACUUUUAAUAUUUUCAAGUGGAGGCAGACUCUACCCUAUAAUACCAAUCUGUGAAGUGUAAAUGACCUUGACGCAAAAAUUACACCUAUUUUAAAAAAUAAGGUUAGGUCUACCUCAACAAUCACCAUAUUUAAUACCAUGCAUGGAUACGCGUACAUGAACGGUGAUGUCGGUAAGCCGUCUUCGGGGGCGGCGUACGUUGCCGCCGCCGAUCCGAUGGCCGCGCCCGCCGCCCACCUCUACGCGGCGGCCGUCAACGGCAUGGGUGAGGGGACCGAGGGGCGGCACGCGUCGAUGGUGCCUUCCCUCGAUGCCGCCGCCUCGUCGCAGCAGCCCGCCUACCCCUUGCCGCAGCUCAAGCAGAUGCUUUCGCAGCAGUUGGAGUAUUAUUUCUCUAGGGAAAACUUAGCAAAUGACACGUAUCUCUUGUCACAAAUGGACAAUGACCAGUAUGUACCGAUCUGGACAGUGGCCAACUUCAAUCAAGUCAAGAAACUCACCAAAGACAUCAAGUUGAUCACUGAUGUUUUGAGAGAAUCGCCUAAUGUUCAGGUGGACGAAGAGGGCGUUAAAGUCCGUCCCAAUCACAAGAGAUGUAUAGUUAUUUUGAGGGAGAUCCCUGAUAACACACCGAUUGAGGAGGUCAAGAACCUGUUCGCCGGCGAAAAUUGCCCCCGCUUGAUCUCGUGCGAGUUCGCGCACAACGGCUCUUGGUACGUGACGUUCGAAUCGGACGAGGACGCGCAAAGGGCGUACAGGUACCUCAGGGAGGAGGUACGGGAGUUCCAGGGCAGGCCUAUCAUGGCCAGGAUCAAGGCGAAGCCCAUGAACAGGCUGCCUACCAUGCCGGCCGCGGCGGCGGCAGUUGCGGCGACCGGGGUAAAUGUCGGCGUCAAGAAUGGUUAUAGAUCUACUCCUCCUCCUACAGCAGUAUAUGAUCCGGCAGCUUAUCCUCCAGGACAGCAGAGGUUUAUCUAUGCCAAUGGUACACCCGGUCAGCCUGUUGCAUAUAAUCAAGUUAUUUAUCCCUCUUACCAGCAGCAGCAAUUCUACGCCUCGGUGGCGUGGCCUCCCUCGGCGACGGGCUAUUUCGACAUCAGCAGCGUGUUUCAAGUGAACGGGCUGGCCCCGCAGAGCUUCAAACAUCCGCCGACAUACCGGUCGAAUCAAAAUAGCAGGACGCGCAAGCCGACGAGGAGCGGCAGCGGGGCGGGCAUACAGACCGGGGCGGGUGGUAGCGACCAAUCUUCACAGGGUUCUUCUCAGGGAGGCAGCAGCCAGAGCAUCUCUAGGCCAUCGACUUCGCAUCAAGGCGCUGGUGUUAUCUCACCUCAAAACGGCAGCAUUAGCAAGAUUUAUUCUUCAAAGAACUCCUUAGAAGGAGCCAUUCCGAAGGCCAGCCAUAUCCACAAUGUUAAUGAUAGUCACGAUGCUCAUAUUGCUACUAAUACUGCUCCAAUAGGCCUACCGAUCAUGCACACAGAUAUGGUAGAAAUGUACAGAUAUAUUCAAGCACCUCCUGUCCUGAAAGAGGCCAUGCCGAAUCGUCACCCGAGAAGGAAAAAGCGCGAAGAAGACACCCUCGGUUCCACUAGCAGCCAGGUUGCACAGACGCAAACGAAUAACAGAAUAGAACAACCUCCUGUCAGGAUGACAACGUUUGAUUUGGUGGAAGAGGCGUUCCCGCCUUUGCCAGGCAUGGACGUUUGCUCUCAAGCAUCUUCCAAACAACCACCGACAUUGAACUGCAUCACGGAAUCGUCGCCCACGCAGACCUCUUCGGAACCCCUACAGCCAAACCUCUGGGGUGAGAACCGUCUGGCCGACGUGGUGAAGGGCACCGCGAAAGCCAAAAGCGGCGCUGGCGGUGGUGGCAAAGAAUCGAACGACGGCGCCGAUAACGAUUCGCCGAGGGCUGCGUCGCCUAUUGGAUGCCAGGCGACGACGCGUGUUUCUGUUGAGCCUCAGCAGGACGUGGCGGAGUACAGAGACGCGUCGACGGACAGCACUGACAUCGGACUGAGUAGCGUGACACUGACGCCACCUUCUUCUCCUGAAAAGUUAGCGCCCGUUCUGCCCAUCAAGUGCACCAUGGCCGACAAGUCGACCAAGACGGACGACGCUCUAUUGAACGGCGACAUCGAUCUCGCUCCGUGUCCGACCACCACGAACGCCGCCACCAUGACCGUGGCGGCGGCGGUCCCGAUAGACGCGCAGACGCGUCCCGCCGUCUCGACGACUACUACCACGACGAUCGGCUCGGCCGGCACGACGACGGGCAAGGCUCACAUGGCGGAGCAGCGACAAGAGUCGAGGAGUGAGUUGACCAAGGCCGUGUCCGUGUCGCCGCCGCCUCUACAGGACUUACCAGGCAAUCCACCACGUAUGAGCUACGCCCAAGUGGCUCAGCACUACAAAGAGGCAAAUGUUCAAAAAGAAAAACUCACAAAGGAAAAACAGAAUGAAGUCACACCGACUUCGAUAGCACAAACAAAGUCGACACAGUCGACAGCAAAUUACCCUAGCAGCGUCUCCAAUAAUGGUCGGGUACUGAAUGAUCAUGAUGGCAGGGAUUUCAGAGAUGGCCUACAACGAACCGAGGGGUUAGCUGCCCAUCAGAGGUUUAACGGCACAAGCCGUGGCAAUGGCGGCGCUAUGGCUGCUUCUCGGCCCAUCCACGACAGACUUCAACGCAGGCGGACGGAAACGAGGACUUCGCAGCUGCGCGAUUUUGUGACGCCUCGCUCUCCCAAGUAGCAUGGUCUCACAGAACCGUAGUGCGUUGUUGAACGGUGCGUGCGAUAGAUAAUACUGCCCC